Messenger RNA from Scatophagus argus, 3965 nucleotides. RefSeq names its product glucosamine (N-acetyl)-6-sulfatase a (gene gnsa). The record is from RefSeq and is a predicted model, not a curated record. The transcript has 14 exons. Lineage: Eukaryota; Metazoa; Chordata; Actinopteri; Scatophagidae. Gene Ontology annotation, biological process: glycosaminoglycan metabolic process. Bases 16 to 1875 code for a protein of 619 amino acids. Gene Ontology annotation, molecular function: glycosaminoglycan binding; N-acetylglucosamine-6-sulfatase activity.
UUCCACUGAUUAGUCAUGCUGGGGAGAGGGCGUCACGGCUUCAAAUCAGCUGACUCGGGCUUCCGUAGCCGAGCAGCACGUGACCCGGAAGUGUGGGAGUGUUUUGUCCAACAGAAACAGGCCGAACUCUGUCUGCUGUUUUUCCUCCCGAGGGGACUCGCCGACAGCAUUUCACGCUCGUUUAAGGCGCAGAGCCGAAGGAGGAGACGGAAAACAUCGGUAGUUUCUGAUGAGAUUAUCGAAAUGGGCUCAAAUGGCUCGUAUCCGCGUGGCUUUAUGAACUGUCUCCUGAUCUGCGUCACUUUGUGGAGCUACCUGAGCAGCAGCGGGGUGUCUGCCAAAUCAUACCGCAGACCAAACAUUGUUUUGAUCCUCACCGACGACUUAGACGUCGCUAUCGGGGGUCUGAGUCCACUGAGCAAGACGAGAAAACUAAUUGGUGAUGCAGGCAUAUCAUUCACAAACGCAUUUGUUGCCAGCCCGCUGUGCUGCCCGAGUCGAGCCAGCAUCCUGACGGGGAAAUAUCCCCACAACCACCACGUCAUCAACAACACGCUGGAGGGGAACUGCAGCAGCAAAGCCUGGCAGAAGAGCGAGGAGGCCCACACCUUUCCUGCCCUGCUGAAGGCCCACGCCGGAUACCAGACUUUCUUUGCUGGGAAAUAUCUUAACCAGUAUGGGCGCUCAGAGGCCGGCGGGGUGGAGCACAUUCCUCCAGGUUGGAGCUUCUGGGUCGGACUGGAGAAGAACUCUAAAUACUACAACUACACUCUGUCAGUGAAUGGAAAGGCUCAGAAACACGGAGCAGAUUACAGUCAAGACUACCUGACGGACGUACUGGCCAACAUGUCUCUGGACUUCCUCCAGCACAAAUCCAACUACCAGCCGUUCUUCAUGAUGGUGUCCACGCCGGCCCCGCACUCCCCGUGGACGGCGGCUCCUCAGUACCAGGACACCUUCAACAGCACCAAGGCUCCCAGAGACCCCAACUUCAACGUCCACGGGAAGGACAAACACUGGCUGAUCAGACAGGCUAAAACGCCCAUGAGCAACUCGUCUGUUCAGUUUCUGGACGAUGCUUUCAGGAAACGUUGGCGAACUUUGCUGUCAGUGGACGACCUGGUGGAGAAAAUAGUGAAGACGUUGGAGGUCAGAGGUGAACUGGACAAUACGUACAUCUUCUUCACCUCCGACAACGGCUACCACACAGGUCAGUUCUCUCUUCCUCUGGAUAAGAGGCAGCUUUAUGAGUUUGACAUCCGGGUUCCUCUCAUGGUCAGAGGACCAAAUAUCAAGCCCAACCAGACCAGCCAGAUGCUGGUGGUGAACGUCGACCUCGGGCCGACCAUGCUGGACAUCGCCGGCUUAGACGUCAACAAGACGCAGAUGGACGGCAUGUCCUUCCUGUCCGUCAUGGAGGGGAAGAUGAACAGCAGCAGCUGGAGAACAGACUUCCUGGUGGAGUACGAAGGAGAAGGAAGCAACGUGUCGGACCCCGCCUGCCCUCUGCUGGGACCAGGAGUGUCGGAGUGUUUCCCAGACUGUGUGUGCGAGGACUCGUACAACAACACCUACGCGUGUGUGCGCACAGUCGCCCCCUCUGCCAACCUGCAGUACUGCGAGUUCGACGAUAACGAGGUGUUUGUGGAGGUCUACAAUGUGACGGCAGACCCCUACCAGCUGACCAACAUCGCAAAGACCAUCGACCAGGAAGUCCUGGAGAAGAUGAACCAUCGGCUGAUGAUGCUGCAGUCCUGCGCCAGGCAGUCGUGUCGGACACCCGGCGUGUACGAUCCGAGGUAUAAAUUUGACCCUCGGCAGAUGUUUACCAGCCACAGCUGGCGGCUCAGCAGACUCAGGCAGACGAUGAAAUAAGAAGAUGGAGGAAGAAAAAGGGCUGCACUGUAUUCUGUAUUCAGCCUUUCCUGCUCUUGUUGCCUUGUUUUUUUCCCAGGCCUCCUGAGCCAGUCUCUUAGCACGUGGAUGGAGAAGGGAUCAGGUGGCGGUCAUAUUUUUGGGGAUGCGUGGGUCGCCGUGGAGACAGGAGGCCCCUCUGGGUGCAGGACCCACCUUUUAAAGCUUCCGGUCUGGGCUGCUGUUCAGUGAGUUUGUCAGUAGGUGUGCAGGGAAGCCAAAUUGUUCAGGAUGGAUUUAAGAUCACAAGCCAUGACGUCAAAUCCUGUUUUAGUUAGUACGAGUUUGUUUACGAGUCAGUAAUUUAAAAUCUGUUGUUCCCUGUGGAGAUUAUCAUCAUAUGUGUGAUCCAAACAGAAACAUCCUCACUGGCUUAUCUGGUGCAUUCAGAUUUAUCACAGGGUGAACGUUCAUGUGUUCAUCGCCGAGAAGCUGCACUCAAACAGUUUAUCUUUCUAACACACACUAGAAAAUACAAAUUUCUGCACGUUUCGACCCACUGCUGUUAUGUGAAUAUUGGGAGUUGAUUUGUCGCUCAUUCAUUGCACUUUAACAUUUUCUUUUUAUCAAUACACCAAGCUUUUCUUUUUUAAUAUGUAAACAUACGUGUCAGUCGUACAGACGUGUCAGUCACAAAUUUCCAUUUUUUUCCUCACAAUUUCCAAUCCAAAACCAGUAAAUUUUAUAAAAAUGGAUGAAAACCAAGCAAAUCUUUCGGGAAAAGAACGGGGCAGUAAAACAACAGGAAGUGCCCUCAGAGAUGAUUAAAGCAAACAGCGCCUCCUACAGGAAGUCAAACUUCACGAACAGGCAGUCCGACAGAAGGCCUGGAGCCCCCAUCACCUCCACAGUAGUUACGUCACUGCAGCCAGUAGGUGGCGUAACUGAACAUUUGAGUCCUCUAUCUCAUCUGUGAGCUGCCUUAAAGCACCUUUUUUAAUUCAUAAGUUUGAAAUCGAUCGUUUUUCUUUCUCGUCAUUUCAUUCAUUUGCCAUUUGGAUUCUGGCAACUUAAAUCAACUAUUUCACUAAAACACUUCAGGUUUUUCUGCAUUUCACUGAGCCAGACUUUAAAAACAGUUCGGUAACAGAGAUGAACUUCCUAAUGGGAAACAGGAAGCUGUAAGACAGAAGAAAUAUCUCGCCAAAAUAAGGUUCUUCUCCCAUCGUCAGGACAGUUUUAGAUUGGUUAUCUUUUGUUUUAUGUGUUGGAUGGGAGAACGUUUAAAGACCAAUCAAAUGUUGUACUUGCACAGUGAACGACCGACGUAGAAGAAUAAUCUAUAUUUGAUAUAUAUAUUCUCCAAACCUGAAGGGAACUGAUUUUCUCCCGUUCACGUUGACGCCACAAACUACACGCAGACAAAAACCUCAUUUCUUAAAUCUUUUUGCUGUUGCAACAGCAAAACGGCUCACGUUCGGCUCAUAAUUUUAGAUCAAGAUUCCUCCUACGGCCAGUAUUUUGUGAAGAUGCAGUUAUUUUUUUUUAACAUUUAAUAUGAAAUCAGCAGAUUGUUGACGUCCAACCAAAGAUCCGAUGAGACUCUUGAAGGAGGUUCCUGAUGACGUUCAGAAAGUCUCGCCGUCGUGGUUCAUCUGCAUGAUCUCUGUUGUACACGUGAAUCUUCUCUUCGUGCGUUAAUCUUGAUUGUGACUUCGGUUCUUGCUGACAAACUGGCGGUUAAUCGUGAAUCAGUGAUUUUAUUUCCCCCCACGUGUUCCGCUGCUGCUGCAGUCGUUGCUGUCAGAUGGUCCACUCGCGCCUCCUUCUUCCUCUGCAGUCUGUUUGUACUGACUUUACUGUGAGAACACUGAGAUUUAAAGUCCUGUGAAAGUCUGACGGGAAACCACAGGACCCGACACACACACACACACACACACACACAUUGUGAUGAUUUCACUUCACUGAUGCACUUUGCUGUCUGUCAGAACUGUUGAAACCAUUAGUUCUAUUUUCAGACCAGUUUUGGAUGACGAUGAUGAUGAUGAUGAUGAUGAUGUAUUUUAGGCUUGUGUGUUUUUUGUCUUAAUAAAAAGAUUCUCAAAACAUCA